UCUAUGCAUAGAAUCUCAUAUCUUAUAACUAUACAAUCAUACAAAUAUUUUGUUGGAGUUUUUGUUUUUAGUAAGCCUCAAAUGAAUAAGCCCUUCCUUAUUUCCCUGCUUGCUCUGUUUAUGGUAGCUUCUUAUGGAGCUCCAGGAAGUACAAUGUACAGGGAACUUGACAUUAUUGGGAAGCUUGAGAACCUCGAUGUCCCUGAGGAUGAGAUUGACGAUGAUGUGACCUUCUUUGAUUUCUCGUCGUUUACAAGCCAAUAUUCUGGUAAGAAUCUGGUGAAUGUUGAUAGCUUUGGUGCUGCUGGAGAUGGAGUUUCUGAUGAUACUCAGGCACUUAUAAGCGCUUGGACCAUCGCCUGCUCUGCACCAAACUCUGUGUUAUUGGUUCCACAAGGACGUCGCUAUUUAGUAAAUGCGACGAAAUUUGAUGGUCCAUGUCAAGAAAAAUUGAUCAUUCAGAUUGAUGGAACAAUUGUGGCACCAGAUGAGCCUAGCCAAUGGGACCCUAAAUUCCAAAGGGUUUGGCUCCAAUUUUCGAAACUCCAAGGAACUGUAUUCCAAGGGAAUGGAGUUAUAGAUGGUUCUGGUACCAAAUGGUGGGCUGCUUCUUGCAAAAAGAACAAGUCUAACCCUUGCGUAGGCGCACCAACGGCGCUAACUAUAUAUUCAAGUUCAAAUGUGUAUGUGAGAGGCAUAACAAUCCGGAACAGCCAACAAAUGCAUUUGAUCAUAGCUCGAUCAAACACAGUUCGAAUCUCUAGAGUUAUGGUCACAUCUCCAGGAGAUAGUCCCAACACCGAUGGAAUUCAUAUAACAGCAUCUACUGAUGUUGUAGUCCAAGACAGUAAAAUCAGCACAGGAGAUGAUUGCGUCUCAAUUGUUAAUGGAAGCUCGAAGAUAAAGAUGAAGAGACUCUAUUGUGGACCAGGACAUGGUAUCAGCAUUGGAAGCCUUGGACAAGGACAUUCAACAGGAACCGUCUCUGCAGUUGUGGUGGACACUGCGUAUCUAAAGAACACAACUAAUGGUCUAAGAAUCAAGACAUGGCAGGGUGGUAAUGGUUACGUAAAGGGUGUACGUUUCGAGAACGUUAAAAUGCAGGACGUUGCGAAUCCGAUUAUAAUCGAUCAAUUCUACUGCGAUUCGCCAUCAACUUGUCAAAACCAGACAUCGGCGGUUCACAUAUCCGAGAUAAUGUACAGGAACAUAACCGGAACCACAAAAAGCUCGAAAGCCAUCAAAUUCGCGUGCAGUGACGCAGUCCCUUGUAAUCACAUCGUUCUCAACAACGUCAAUUUGGAAGGCAAUGAUGGGAAAGUAGAAGCAUAUUGUAACUCUGCUGAAGGGUUUGGUUAUGGCGUGGUUCAUCCUUCUGCUGAUUGUCUGUAUUCUCACGACGACAAGGGCUUAGACCAAACUCAUAAGCAUUUGGCAGAAACUGUUAUGGUCGGAGAAGAAACUGAUCAAAAUGCUCACGACGAGCUUUAAGGGUGGUUGAUGAUGGAAUAUAUUGACGGUCGUUGAUAGUGAGGGAUGUACACGUAUACGUUAUAAUGUAGUUGUAAUUCAUCUUAGCAACUGACCUAUAAAUAUAUAUUAGCUUGUAAAUGAAGCAAACAUACAAUGAGAUUGAAAAGCAUUGUAGUGUUUCAAUAUUUAAUUAUACGGUAAAGUAUAUUAUUAUAUGUAAUCUUUUUUUAUAUAUAAAAAAAGAAUGCUUACUUU
Messenger RNA from Camelina sativa (false flax), 1728 nucleotides. NCBI's taxonomy places the organism in Eukaryota, Viridiplantae, Streptophyta, Magnoliopsida, Brassicales, Brassicaceae. The record is from RefSeq and is a predicted model, not a curated record.